GCCGUGGCAGAAAGGAAGCGCAGCAUCGCAGAAGGAAAAAGUCGUGGGGUUGGUUGGGGGUAAGGGCGGAAGUAGACACGCACAUGGCGUCGGUGGUGAGGGGCGUCCUCCGCACGAUCAAAGAGAAGGGCAUCGGCGGUUUCUUCAUACAUCUCCGCGACGAGGGUUACACGAACUGCCUUUUGGAUGGGAAUCUGCUGAGCCAACCAAGUCCUAUGUCUUAAAUGUAUUACAUGUUACAAUCAAGGCAAACCAAGAUUCACAACAUUGGUGCAACAGUGGUUGGAGUUGAUAAAUUUGGAAACAAGUAUUAUGAGAAAUUGGAUGUCCAAUAUGGGCGACACAGAUGGGUUGAAUAUGCUGAGAAAGGCCGCUAUAAUGCGUCGCAAGUGCCGCCCGAAUGGCAUGGUUGGCUGCACUACAUAACUGACCAUACAGGCGACGAACUUCUGAUGCUGAAACCCAGAAGGUACGGGGUGGAACAUAGAGAGAACUUUUCAGGAGAAGGCGAUGAGUAUAUCUACCAUUCCAAAGGCCACGCUCUUAACCCUGGACAGAGGGAUUGGACCCGAUACCAGCCCUGGCUACCUGUGAAAUCUUAAUUUCCUUUUUUCUUUCUUUCUUUCUUUUUUUUUUUUCUUCCCUGAAGCAUGACUGGGACACGAAUUAUGUUGCAAUGCUACUACUACUUCCGUUUGACCAGCUUUUGUUAUCUAUCUAUCUAUCUAUGCUACUACUACGAAUUAUGUUGCAAGUUGGAUGAUUUUGUAACUGUUUUAAUUAUUUCCAAGCUAGUUCAUACCUCCA
Musa acuminata subsp. malaccensis (wild Malaysian banana) is the source of this 807-nucleotide messenger RNA. RefSeq names its product probable NADH dehydrogenase [ubiquinone] 1 alpha subcomplex subunit 12. Gene Ontology annotation, cellular component: membrane. Gene Ontology annotation, biological process: mitochondrial respiratory chain complex I assembly; response to oxidative stress. Lineage: Eukaryota; Viridiplantae; Streptophyta; Magnoliopsida; Zingiberales; Musaceae. The record is from RefSeq and is a predicted model, not a curated record.